AUGGAGGGAGAUGCAGCAGGAGGCGUGGAGGCUGGUGGCAUCAGACCGAUGGAGCUGAAGCCACAAACUGAGCAAAGUUCUGCAUUAGUGCUUAAAAAUAAAGUCUUUACAGAAGAGCUGCUCGCCGUCGGGUCCAGUCUAAACCUGAACCAGAUCAUAGCAGCUAAGUUGUCUGAUGCAACGUAUUUCUCUGUGUUUUCAGGGCAUAAACAUUCUCACAGUCACCAUGGAGACCAUAACCACAGCGAGCACGGCGGCGGAGAAACCACCAAGCACAUCACGGCAGCGUGGGUCGGCGGCUUCCUCGCCAUCACCAUCAUCAGUAUGCUCUCCCUGCUCGGCGUCGUCCUCAUCCCGCUCAUGAACAAAGUCUUCUUCAAGUUCCUCCUCAGCUUCCUGGUGGCGCUGGCUGUGGGAACGCUGAGCGGCGACGCCUUCCUGCACCUCAUACCUCACUCUCAGGGAAGCCAUCAGCACCAUCACCAUGAGGAGCCUGGUGUGGACCUCGAAGAACAUCACCUCCAUGAAGGAAAUGGGGAAAACCUGGAUGGCAUGUGGAAAGGCCUGACCGCUCUGGGAGGAGUCUACUUCAUGUUCCUGAUUGAACACUUCCUGACGCUGGGAAAAAUGUACAAAGACAAGAAACAGAAGAUCCAGAAGAAAUGGGACCAGAACGUUAAGUCAGAUCCAGAGAAGCAGCCCGCUCUGGAGGAGAGCGAGGUGAAGCCAAGUGAAGACGUGGAGACUAACGGCGCCAGCACGUUUGUCGACCACUCCAGCAGCGUGGCGGAGGAGGAGCAGGUGAUGUUGACGCCGCAGGUCUCCAUUGUCUCGCCGGAGAGCUAUGGCCAACCUUCAGGUGGCGCCGCAGGGUACUUAGCGGAGGACUGCGAGAACAAAUGCCACUCCCACUUCCAUGACACGGUGGGCCAGGCCGACAGCAUGCAUCACCAUCACCAUGACUACCACCACAUCCUGCAUCACCACCACUCCCAGAACCACCACCCGCACAGCCACUCCCACUCGUACUCGGAGCAGCACUUCCAGCAGGCCGGAGUGGCCACGCUCGCUUGGAUGGUCAUCAUGGGUGACGGGCUGCACAACUUCAGCGACGGCCUCGCCAUCGGAGCUGCCUUCACUGAGAGUCUGUCCAGUGGACUCAGUACGUCUGUGGCCGUUUUCUGCCAUGAGUUGCCUCAUGAGUUGGGUGACUUUGCGGUGCUCUUGAAGGCGGGCAUGACGGUGCGUCAGGCCAUCCUUUACAACGUGCUGUCGGCCAUGAUGGCCUACCUCGGCAUGGUGACGGGCAUUUUGAUCGGACACUACGCUGAAAACAUCUGCAUGUGGAUCUUCGCCCUCACAGCCGGGCUCUUCAUGUACGUGGCUCUUGUGGACAUGGUGCCAGAGAUGCUGCACAACGACGCCGGGGACAACGGCUUCAGCCACUGUGGCUUCUUCCUCCUGCAGAACGCCGGCAUCCUGCUGGGCUUCUGCAUCAUGCUGCUCAUCGCUAUGUUCGAGCAUAAAAUCCAGCUGGAUCUGGGAUACUGAGCGGGAAACCGUUUGUAUAUGUCGUUUACAUCCUCCAGUCGUCAUUGUGUUUUAGUUUACAUUUUCACAUCGUUUAGUUUAAAAAUAGCUGCAUGAACCCUGAAGGAAUCUUUGAUGCUGUUGAUGGAGCUUCUCAGUUUGGUUCAGAUGUUGCAGCUGGAGAUGAGUUGAGGAGGUGCCGUUCCUUUCUCCAAAUGGAGAUUGAACCUCAGCUCCAGAGUCUGGGAGUUUUUUCUGGGUCAACUUUUACUGUGAACCCGGUUCUUUUAACGAUACCCUCUGACCUUCAUCUUCUGAGUCAAUUAGUUUAGUUUUAUAUAGAAAUAUUUUUUUACGUUUUGCUGAGUCAAACCUGAUCAGUGUUACAACGAUACAACUUUCUACAUCACAGUUCCUCACAAAUGUUGUUCUGUGUAAAAUGUGAGGGGAGCUGCUGAGGAAGGUGGUUAAUAAUGAGUCGGGUCAUGAUUCGGUGCUGAAGGACAGGCAGAGUUUAGGUUAACUUGUUCUGAUUCUUUUAGAUUUCUGGUCAAUCAUUUUUACAAAAAAACUGUUUAUUUUCUCUAGCAGAGUUCUGCAGUGAAUUUAAAGCGUAACUCGGUGUUUCUGUUCAUGUUGAAUCUUCGUUUCUCAGCACUCCGACCAGAACCAAAGUUAAACAGGAGUGUGUUUAUAACACAGCUGCUCCUCUGAGGUGUUAAUAGGACGGUGUGGAGCCGAGCAGAAACGAGCUGCAGGGUUCAUCAGGUUCUGAAGCGUCGAAGAUGCUUGCAGCUCAGAAAGUGAUUCACAUAAAACUGAAGAGAAUUAAAGUGACAGAACUGCUAACUCAUACGAGCCACAGAAUCAACAUCCAGGGUUUGUUUCAGCUCGCUGGAACUUCUUCAGAGUCUGAAGGAUAAAGAAACGGCCAGACUGCUUUUAAAGCUCCGCUUUAUUAAAGUUGUUUCUGUAAGACGUCAGAAACAUGAAACAAGCUCAUGUUCCAGGAAGUGUCCUGAGUUCAUGCCUCAUCAUGGAGGUUGACUCCCAGGUUGUUACAGUAUGAGCUUGUCUAGAUAUGGUGCAGCUGCUUUUAUUUUGAAGGAAAGAUGCUGAUUUGGGUUUAAAUGUUCAGCCUUAUGUUCUGAUUCCUGUUGUUUGUAUUUAUGGGUGAAAGUUUAAAGCCAGUUUGAUUCUGUUGUAUAAUUUAUAGUUUUGCAUAUUUAAAAGAACAUAAAAAGAUGAGUGCUAUGAGUGUACGGUUCACUAAUAUUGGUCAGAAAUGCAGGGUUGAGUCGUAUGUUUGAUUUAUGAAGUCCUUCCUGGUUGGUUGGUUUCAUUUCGCCAAUUAAACAAACGGCAUCAAUCACUGAUCGCUCUGGGACAUACCCAGACUCUAACCAGAAUGACCUUUUAUUAUGAACUGCUGACCCAACAGCUGCUCUGUUCUCAUUGGCUGAUUUUGAUUCCCUGAGCAGGACUGAAAUAACCCAAUGAAGACCAAUCAGAACCGUCUUUUUCUCGGUAAGCAGAAUGCACCUUAAGUCCGUAGUCUUCAUCAGAGGAUCGUUUAAAACUGUUUCAUGUUUCAGACACAUCCAGACCAGAAAAGUUCAGCCAUGAUCUGAAGAGUUUCUUUGUUCUGUGGUUUCAGACUGAAGAAGGCGGCUCAUAGAAAUAAAAGUAGAAACGGAUCCCGCUGAUUCAGGCGGACUGAUCUGAUGUUUAGGUCAAAGUUUACUCACAGGUUGCUCACACCGUGACACUUGAACUCCACUGUGGAUCCAACAUGUACAACAUGAAACUGUAAAUACUUGCAUGUAACGUUAUGUACACACAUUUGUGAUGUUUCUGUAAAGUCUCCAUUAAGUUUCCACCUGAUCUGGUUCUGAAAUCUGGGAGAAGUGAUUCAAAGGCUUGGAAAACGUUGGAAUAAUAAAAUCCAUUAAACAUGGCA
Molecule: messenger RNA, 3490 nt
Organism: Girardinichthys multiradiatus
Lineage: Eukaryota; Metazoa; Chordata; Actinopteri; Cyprinodontiformes; Goodeidae
Product: zinc transporter ZIP6-like
Exons: 9
Coding region: 1-1551 (516 amino acids)
Biological process (GO): intracellular zinc ion homeostasis; zinc ion import across plasma membrane
Cellular component (GO): membrane
Molecular function (GO): zinc ion transmembrane transporter activity
Source: RefSeq, a predicted model, not a curated record